UAACGAGCAAGAUUGCGUGAGCGUGAUGCAGUUAUAAAACUUGGAGGCCACGCUAGCUACGAAAUCAACCUCGGAUCUCACACCCUCCUCUGCCUUAACCCUACCAUCUUCCUUUUCAAUCCAAAUCAACCUCACUUCUCACCAUGGCCCCCACUCUAAUUGGUCCCCCCGAAAUCUACACUUUCAAACCAUCAAACGCUAAGCCCACCGCCACCGCUGAAACCACCGCCACCGCUGAAACCACCGCCACCGCUGAAACCACCGCCACCGCUGAAACCACCACCACCGCUGAAACCACCGCCACCACCACCGUUGAAACCACCACACCAUUAACUGACGACGCUUUCAUCGACCAAAUGAUAGCCAAUUUCAACUCAUUUCCAAAGAAUCAAUCACCGAUGGGUUUAACAGAGAACAUGUCACCAACAUUUCUCACCACAGGUAACCCCUGUCUCGAUUUUUUCUUCCAUAUUGUUCCCGAUACUCCCUCUGAAACUCUUGUCGCGAGACUUCGACUAGCCUGGGACCAAAACCCACUCACUGCUCUCAAACUCGUCUGUAACCUCCGUGGUGUUCGCGGUACCGGAAAGUCUGACAAAGAAGGCUUUUACGCCGCCGCUCUCUGGCUUCACGAACACCACCCUAAAACUCUAGCUUUCAACGUUCCUUCUCUUGCUGACUUUGGUUACUUCAAAGAUCUCCCUGAACUUCUCUACCGCCUUCUAGAAGGUUCUCAAGUUCGUAAAAUUCAGAAAGAGGAAUGGAAUAAAAGGAAAUUUGGUCUAAGAAAAAGACACCAAAUACAACCCAACUACAACGAUGACGACGAUGAGAAGGUUGACGAUGAGAACGUAAACGAUGAGAACGUUGACGAUUAUGAGAUCUACGGGAGGAUGAUGAAGAAGAAGAAGAAGGAGAAGAGGGAAUGGAUCGCGAACGAAAAAGACUCUGUGAUGACUGAAGAGAUGUUGGCGAGGGCUAAAGCUGAGAAAGAAACCGCUCAUGCUUUGAAAGAAGAGAAGAGGAUCUCAUUGGCUAAGAAGCUUGUUGAACGAUACAAUAGCGACUCCAAUUUUCGUUCCCUUCAUGAUUCUAUCUCUGAUCAUUUUGCUGAUUGUUUGAAGAAAGAUCUAGAGUUUUUGAGAUCUCGGUCGUCCACACAAAUCAGUCUUGCUGCCAAAUGGUGUCCUUCUGUUGGCUCUUCUUUUGAUCGGUCAACGCUUUUGUGUGAGACCAUUGCGAAGAAGAUUUUCCCUAGGGAGGAGUAUGAAGGUGUGGAGGAGGCGCAUUACGCUUACAGGGUUCGCAAUCGAUUGAGGAAGGAAGUGUUGGUGCCUUUGAGGAAGGUUUUGGAGUUGCCUGAGGGGUUCAUUGGUGCUAACAGAUGGGAUUUGAUUCCUUACAAAAGGGUUGCUUCGGUGGCGAUGAAGUUUUAUAAGGAGAAGUUUUUGAAGCAUGAUAAAGAGAGGUUUGAGAAGUAUUUGGAGGAUGUGAAGGCAGGGAAGACUACCAUUGCGGCUGGUGCUUUGCUUCCUCAUGAGAUUAUAGGAUCUUUGACGGAUGAAGAUGGUGGUGAAGUUGCUGAAUUGCAGUGGCAAAGAAUGGUUCAUGAUUUGCGUAAGAAAGGAUUUAUGAUGGAUUGUCUUGCUGUGUGUGAUGUGUCAGGGAGUAUGAGUGGGAUCCCUAUGGAGGUGUCUGUGGCAUUGGGAUUGUUGGUGUCUGAAUUGAGUGUGGAACCUUGGGAAGGGAAGAUUAUUACUUUCAGUGCAGAGCCUCAGCUUCAUUUGGUUGAAGGGAAUGAUCUCAAGUCCAAGACGGAGUUUGUGAGGAACAUGGAUUGGGGUGGAAACACUGAUUUCCAGAAGGUGUUUGAUCGCAUAUUGGAAGUUGCUGUCAAUGGGAAUCUCACAGAGGAUCAGAUGAUUAAGAGGAUCUUUGUUUUCAGCGACAUGGAGUUCGAUGAAGCAUCUGCAAAUCCAUGGGAGACUGAUUACCAAGCGAUCACUAGGAAGUAUAGAGAGAAGGGAUACGGUUCUGCUGUGCCUCAGAUAGUUUUUUGGAAUCUGAGAGACUCAAAGGCCACCCCGGUGCCGUCCACUCAGAAAGGUGUGGCGUUGCUGAGUGGAUUUUCUAAGAACCUGCUGACAUUGUUCUUGGGCAAUGAUGGUGAAAUAAGCCCUGUAGAAGCUAUGGAAGCUGCCAUCGAUGGACCGGAGUAUCAGAAUCUAGUUGUGCUGGAUUAGUUUCCUUCGGUAAUUGGUAGAGUUUUGUUUAGUGUAACGAUAAUAAUUGAGAAAAUAGAAUUAGGUGCUUUUUGUUUAUGAAGUACUGCUUGAUUAGAUUGUUGGAAACAAAAUGUUGAAAUGGCAGUGUGUUGUUAAAAUUCAAAUUGGUUAUAACAUGUUUCCAAUUUAAUAAAAGUUGGGCUGGGGAAGGGAGCAAUUGCAGCCGGAUUAAAUAAAAUGACAACGCAUGAGAUUUUUUGCUAAGAGGAUCAUGUAAUUCACUGAAACAAUGUUUUUGUUAAGUUUUAAAGUAUUACUGUGAAAAGGAAAUGCAGUUUCAAUAGAUUCUGCUUCUGCUGCUGAAA
Messenger RNA from Cicer arietinum (chickpea), 2590 nucleotides. RefSeq lists its product as uncharacterized. Lineage: Eukaryota; Viridiplantae; Streptophyta; Magnoliopsida; Fabales; Fabaceae. The record is from RefSeq and is a predicted model, not a curated record.